AUGGGUUCUAUCGCCCACUGGAGGGGCACUGGUUUGGAACAAAAGCCUGUUCCUCAGCCAGCUUUUCCUUUUUCUGUUUGGAUUUACGAUCCGACAACAGGCGAAACUAAAGCUAAUCGAUGCCUCGAAGAUUUAAUUGUCAUGUUGAACCAUCCCAAGGACUGUGAUAACAUCUUUUUGGAUCCUGGCCCUACUGCCUAG
This is a messenger RNA of Nezara viridula (southern green stink bug), 201 nucleotides long. NCBI's taxonomy places the organism in Eukaryota, Metazoa, Arthropoda, Insecta, Hemiptera, Pentatomidae. The record is from the annotation of a GenBank genome assembly.